This is a messenger RNA of Durusdinium trenchii, 1165 nucleotides long. The record is from the annotation of a GenBank genome assembly. Lineage: Eukaryota; Dinophyceae; Suessiales; Symbiodiniaceae.
UGGAGCUUGCUCAAAGUGCUUCACGAGCCAUUCUAACCGACAGCAUUCCAAUUGGGAAGCGCGAAGGCAUUUUUGUGACGCAGUGGGUUUGCUUCCUUGCAGGCUCAGCCACCGGGCCGUUUCUCGCAGCAGCAGUCGUCAUCGUUUCAGAGAGCACAGAACAGGCACACUCCAUCCAAACCGACGAGCUUCCUGUGAAGUUUGCCCUUCUAUGUGGUUUGAUAGUGGUGAUUCCUGCAGCAAUAUUCAUAUUCAACUUCGGUGAUCCGCUUGCUGCAGAAGUUGAAAGUAGAGGACGGAGUGGAGAUGUUGUGACUGUGAAUGUUGUGAAGCAUGUUGCGAAGCCAUGCAAGUUGUUAUGCUGCGCCGGUCGUGUGGUGCCCAUGUUGUGCUUGACCUUCUCUCUCUCUCGACCACGUGUGCAGGUGGCAUGAUGGUUCCUUUUUUUGACCCUUUCUUCGUGAAGGAUGUGCACUUGUCGUUCGUCCAGGUCAACCUGCUGGAAGGCUUCUCCAUUUUCUUCAUUUCUGUAUGCAGCAAAGCUGCGCUUUGGAUCUCAAGGUAUUGUGGGCGAGCCAUCACUAUGCUUUGCUUUUUCACAGUGUGUACCGGAUUGACUUUCUCACUUUCCUUCAAGCUGCCAGCGCCAAUACUGGUAGCUGUUUUCCUGUUCCGUCGCGGUAUUGGACCAAAUUGCCUCAAGCCACUCAACGAUUCCAUUGUUGCCGAUUACACAAACUCAACGCGGCGCGGCAUGUGGAACGCUCUGUUGAGCCUAGGAAUGGCAGGCUGGGCUGGAGCUGCGUUGCUCGGUGGUGUCAUGGCAGAUGCACAUGGCUACACUUUUGUCUUUUUCAUCACAUCAUUGAUCUAUGCCGGAUCUCUUUGCUUCCUUGUGCCUUUGGUAGGAUUGGUACCGCGCAAAGUGGACACAGCCGCUGAGAAUACCAGCCCUUCAACAGGCACUGACACCUCAGAAAGCUCCUCUUGAAUCGCUUUGAAGCGGCCACUCCAGAGUUCUUCGAUGUUCAUUGAGCUAUAUGUUGGAGCGACUUCAAACUGUGUUUAAUUACUUUGUAAAACAGUUUUGUGCCUUGCACAGUUCACCUGGCCGCAGAGAGGUAAGCGCCUACACAUACAAGGGAAGCAACCAUUGUUUAUCCAA